Molecule: messenger RNA, 1515 nt
Organism: Penicillium argentinense
Lineage: Eukaryota; Fungi; Ascomycota; Eurotiomycetes; Eurotiales; Aspergillaceae
Exons: 6
Coding region: 1-1515 (504 amino acids)
Biological process (GO): DNA-templated transcription; regulation of transcription by RNA polymerase II
Cellular component (GO): chromatin
Molecular function (GO): DNA-binding transcription factor activity, RNA polymerase II-specific; RNA polymerase II cis-regulatory region sequence-specific DNA binding; zinc ion binding
Source: RefSeq, a predicted model, not a curated record
AUGAGAUCUCACGACAUUGCGGGGGUGAAAAGAGAUUUCUCUGAAUUACUUAUAGCAUCCUUAGAUACACCGAACGUGACCAACCAAAUAGCUGCCAAUUCAGUCUCUGGUGAAAGCCACAAUAGCCAGACUACAGCAUUUCAGCCUCAUAACGCGGCCAUGGCAAGCCUGCUGUUACCGAACCAGCAUAAUUCCAAUUCCCAGACACAAGCCCGGUUGCCUGGCUGGCUUGAGAAUAUUGUCCAGACACCAAACUCGUCGCAUGGAAAUGCACAAUCGCAAACCUCACUAUUAAUGUCUAACAGUAUAUGGGAUCCCACGUCGAAUGAAGCUGUGAGUUUUGGUCAAUACUCGCAAGCACCAACCUGGCUAGCUGACGAGCACUUCGACUUAAAUGCUAUGAAUCUGUCGGUCACUGAAAGCGCGCUUGGCUUUUACUCGCCUGCUUACACCACAAACGAGGAGCAUACGAAUACUGUGAUCCAGCCCCCGAGAGAAACGAUCCACGAACACAAGGAGGAUCAAGUUCGCGAACUUUGGUUCACUUACGUGGGAACUCACACCGGCAAAAUUACACCAGAUAUUGCCGCAGAGAAUGUGGAGUUGGAUGAGCAGUAUCGCCAAAACCUAUCUCAACGACUGCAGCAGCGGGUUCCGACAGAGCCCUUGCCGUCAACUGAAUUUCUAAAUCUUUGUACACAAUUAUUCUUCACGCAUUUGAACCCAGUAUUCCCGAUCGUUCAUGCUCCUACCUUUCGACCCUUGGCUAAGAGCUCACUUCUCCUCUUAUCCAUAUGUUCGAUUGGAAGCCUCUUCGUUGGUUCGAAUUAUGCGGUAACGCAAAGGUCGAUCAUCUUCGAGAGACUGAACAAGGCUAUUUUAGCGACGUGGGAAAAAUACCUACUUGGUUGCAAAGGGGAAGCACUGGCGAUGACGCAGGCGGCUCUCAUAGGCCAAACAUUCGCUAUGCUCUUAUGUACAUUUCAUGGCACAGUCACCGCAUGGGAUCGUAUUUACAAAAUGUUCGAUCUUCGGAGAGCGACGGACCGUUUGGGCUCCCGACUAGAGACACGCACCCCGGAGGAGUCAUGGAGAAUCUGGGCCCAGGCCGAAGAGCAGAUCCGUCUUCACCAACAAGACACCGAGAUAUCCGAGCUUGUUCUCACGCAUCCGCUCAUGCGACAUGACAACACAUUAACUCCAUUGACUGCGAGCCAUGAUCUCUGGACUGCUCCAAAUGCUACGCAAUGGAGGGAUAUUUUGAGACGCAGGGCUCCGCGAGCCUCACCUGAAAUUGUUUUGCAACUGUCAAACGACCAUCCCCAGCUCAUAAAUGAGCACACCGAAGGGUUUCAAAGUUACACAAAGUUAGAGAGCAUCUCUGCGAGAUUCAUGUUUGGGAUCAAAAUCUCCGAUACAAGCCAGGAAAUCCGGAGAGCGAUCCAUUUUGCCUGGAAGUGCUUUGACACUCAAGCUUCAUGUCGCUCUUGGUGGACUUCAAUCGCCUGGAGUUAG